GUUACGUGCAGGCAGCUGUUACAGGACGGUCUGUAAACGAUGUUACACCAUUUCAGCGGCCCUUUUGGGUGCAAAAAAAAUAAAUACAAAUUUUAAAAAGUGUCAACAAAACAAAACAUAAUUAAACAUUUACUGUGGCGUUAUAAACAUUGUGCUGGCGGCAGUUUUGAAAGCGCACAGAUGCUGCAGUGAGAACGGUUUCGCUUCGUGCCAAAAAAAAAACAGCCAUGGAACCCCUUUCCAUCGCCUCCAAUAACGGGGUCGUCUCUGAAGAGGAGGGGAGAGACUCGGGCAGCGACCGAGCCCAGGAGCGGGCUCCACGGUCUGGGCUUUCAAACAGUGGAGAAGGGGAGGCGGAAACGGGCGACCCGAGAAAGCUCUGCGCUGCAGAGGGCAGCGCGAACGACAGAGAGAGAGGCGCCAGCGUCUCCACAGAGAGCGCCCCUGCCCGCGUUAAAGACGAGGUUCCGGAACUAAAAUCCGGGGUUCCGGAACUGGAAUCCGAGGUUCCGGAACUGGAAUCCGUCACCAUUAAGGAAGAGGUCUGUAACGGUGAAGAGGAGGAGACUGAAGUUGAGUCCCUGGAGGUAGCUUGCAUGAAAGAUGAAAGGUUUGCAGAGGACCACUCUGACUCUAAUGAGGGCGAUAGGUCUUCCACAGCCAGCAGAGCUGAGCCAUGCAAGGAUCGCGUGGAUAGCAUCGAGGCUGCAAACUUAAACACACAGCAGGGCACCAGUACCGAAAACGCAAAAUGUGGGGGACAAGACGCUCUCAAAAAAACUUUGCCGCCUCGUCUACAGACAGAGGAAAAAGACGGGGCGCGAGUGAAGAAUCGCCGGGAGUGCAAGGAACGCGAGCAAAGCACCCGGGUUCAGAGGCAUCUCCGAGUUAAAAUAAGAGUGCCGGGAGGAGGAGGAGGAGGCAGAGAGCGAGCGUACGAGUGCACGGAAUGCCAGCAGAGCUUCGAGACCCGCAGGACCUUCAACCUGCACAAGAAGAGCACUCACCAAGCGGAGUUCAUCUGCAGCGAAUGCGGCGAGACCUUCGGCAAAAUCAGCGCCCUUCAAAAACACCAGCGGAUCCACGCAGCCGAGAAGCCCUACCCCUGCCCGGAGUGUGGGAAAAACUUCCGUCACUCCCGAGCUCUGAAACGGCACGUGGAGAUCCACAGGAGAGUGCGCCGCUACCCCUGCAACGACUGCUCCAAGAGCUUCAGCCGACCGGACAGCCUGGAGACCCACAAGCUGGUCCACUCGGGGACAAAGCAGCACCGCUGCCCCGAGUGCGCCAAGGGCUUCAGCGAUCCGGGGAACCUGAGGCGGCACCAGCGGAUCCACACGGAGGACAAGCCGCACCGCUGCUCCGAGUGCGGGAAGAGCUUCAGCCGGAUCGGCAACCUGGAGAUCCACCGGCGGAUCCACACGGGAGAGAAGCCCUAUCGGUGCUCCGAGUGCGGGAAGUGCUUCAACCACUCGCAGCACCUCAAGACGCACCUGCGCCUGCACAGCGGGGAGAAGCCUUACCCCUGCCCGGACUGCGAGAAGCGCUUCAUCAACUCGGGGGCCCUGAAGACCCACCGGAGGAUCCACACGGGAGAGAAGCCCUACCUGUGCUCCGAGUGCGGGAAGAGCUUCAACCAGUCGGAAAACCUGAAGACGCACCUGCGGAUCCACUCCGGAGAGAAGCCGCACGCCUGCCCGGAGUGCGGGAAGAGCUUCGCUCAGCUGGAGAACCUGAAGACCCACCGGAGGGUUCACACGGGAGAGAAACCCUACCGCUGCCCCGACUGCAGGAGGAGCUUCAGCCAGUCCUGCCACCUGAAGAGACACAAGUGCGGGGGGGCGACGAGGAGGAGGAGGAGGAGGAGGAGGGAGGGGCCGGCAGAGGAACCCAGGGCCAGCCAAUCGGCGGUCUGACAUGAACUUUAAAUCCGAAAGAACUAGACAGGCACGUUUCUGCAGCGAUCCAGCGGGGUUUGUAGGUAACCCUUAAUCGCCCAUUUCUAAAGACUCGAUUUCAUUUCGACGCGUGAAGCCGCAGGGGCUCGGUUGGAAGGUGCUUCCGUUUCUUCCGUCACGAGUCCUACUCCCUUAUUGAUAGUGUUAUGGCAGGUUUUUCCAAGCCCUGCCGAUCGUAUUUGGGGAUCAAAGUGUUAGACUGCAGUACAGUCAUGUUAUUAUUGAUUUGGCAGGCACCUUUAUGAACAGGGGUCACAGGGCAGUACAAGGUUACAAUGCAAGCUUCAUAUUUAAACACAGUGCAGUUUACAGUGAGUGCAAAUAAUACUGCUGCUAGAAUACAAUAUACACCAGGAUGCAGCAAGUUAUAUCUGCAGUGACAUGUUAGCAGGACAACAGUGCAAGGAUAGUGCAUCAGCUGGGGGUCCAGUAACGCGGUGCUGAGCUCAGGCAAGUCCAGUACCUAGUUUUGGGGGGGGGGUACAUCAA
This is a messenger RNA of Acipenser ruthenus (sterlet), 2447 nucleotides long. RefSeq names its product zinc finger protein 436-like. The coding region runs from base 228 to 1916 and encodes 562 amino acids. NCBI's taxonomy places the organism in Eukaryota, Metazoa, Chordata, Actinopteri, Acipenseriformes, Acipenseridae. Gene Ontology annotation, biological process: regulation of cytokine production; regulation of immune system process; negative regulation of transcription by RNA polymerase II. The record is from RefSeq and is a predicted model, not a curated record. The transcript has 3 exons.